UCACAGCCCUAAGAGCUGAGGCGUGCCCGCCACCUGGUGGUCAAGGGGAUGAUGUGCUGGUUUUCAGUCCGGGACCCCGCCCUGAGAGCCUUAUGAAAGCUUCCUCACUUCUCAGAGCCUCCACCUCCCAAACACCUCACUCAGGUUUCUGCCUUCUGAAACCUCACAACGGCCAUGAUGUUUACUCCGUGAGUGCUCAGGAGACUCACUCCGACCAUAUCCAAACGAUUUUCAGCCCUUUUAGGAUUUCCAUUUCCAUCUUUGAGGACACAGCAACAAGACGAUUUUUAACAGUUGUGUGUGUGCACGGACACAGAUGUGCACACUGUGGCACUAGCACAGAGGUCAGAAGACAACUUUCUACAGUCACCCUUUGACUCUGCUGUGUGAGCCUCUCCAGCCAGCUUGGGCUUGCCAGGAGGACACGCCCCUUUCACUUUCUAUAAGGGCUGCAGCUCCCUGGGCACUUUGCUUCCUCCUAGGUCUGCAGCAGCUGGAGCCUGGUCUUCUAGGCAGCAGCCUUCACCAUGGAGCAGCUGAGUACAGCCAACACCCUCUUUGCCUUGGAGCUGUUCCACAGCCUGAGUGAAAACAGCUCCACAGGAAACAUCUUCAUCUCUCCCUUCAGCAUCUCUUCUGCCCUGGCCAUGGUCUUCCUGGGGGCCAGAGGCAACACUGCAGCCCAGCUCUCUAAGACUUUUCAUUUUGAUGCAGUUGAUGACAUUCAUUCAAGGUUUCAAAGCCUGAAUGCUGAAGUGAGCAAACGUGGAGCUUCUCACAAACUGAAACUUGCUAACAGACUGUAUGGAGAGAAAACCUACAGUUUCCUUCCUGAGUUCUUGACUUCAACUCAGAAACUGUAUGGUGCUGGCUUGGCUCCUGUGGAUUUCCAGCAUGCCUCUGAAGAUGCAAGGAAGGAAAUAAACCAGUGGGUCAAAGGUCAAACAGAAGGGAAAAUUCCAGAACUGUUGGCUGUGGGCGUGGUUGACAGCAUGACCAAACUUGUGCUAGUGAAUGCCAUCUACUUCAAGGGAAUGUGGCAGGAGAAAUUCAUGAAACGGGACACAACCGAUGCUCCCUUCCGACUGAAUAAGAAAGACACAAAAACAGUAAAGAUGAUGUAUCAAAAGAAAAAAUUUCCAUUUGGUUACAUUCCGGACCUGAAGUGCAAGGUGCUGGAGAUGCCUUACCAGGGCGGAGAACUUAGCAUGAUCAUUCUGCUGCCUGAAGACACUGAGGAUGAGUCCAUGGGUCUUAAGAAGAUUGAGGAACAGUUAACUUCAGAAAAACUGCGUGAAUGGACCAAAUGUGAGAACCUGGAAACCAUUGACGUCCAUGUCAAAUUGCCCAGGUUCAAGUUGGAAGAGAGCUACACCCUUAACUCCAACCUUGGCCGCCUGGGAGUACAGGAUCUGUUCACCAGCAGCAAGGCUGAUCUGUCUGGCAUGUCAGGAUCCAGAGAUCUCUUCAUAUCAAAAAUUGUCCACAAGUCCUUUGUGGAAGUGAGUGAGGAGGGAACAGAAGCAGCUGCUGCCACAGGGGGCAUUGCUCUCUGCAUGUUUUUGCCUGAGGAAGAAUUCACAGUGGAUCAUCCAUUCCUUUUCUUCAUUCGGCACAACCCAACAGCUAACCUGCUCUUCCUUGGCAGGGUCUGUUCCCCAUAAAAGAGACUUUAGAAAUAAAAGGAAGAGCUUAGAGUUUCAUUGCCUGAGAUUUUAACAGUGAUUAUUUUCAUUUAUCCUUGCCAAUAAAACCUCUAUCCAGAAA
This is a messenger RNA of Meriones unguiculatus (Mongolian gerbil), 1767 nucleotides long. Its product is annotated as leukocyte elastase inhibitor A. The transcript has 8 exons. Gene Ontology annotation, molecular function: serine-type endopeptidase inhibitor activity. The record is from RefSeq and is a predicted model, not a curated record. Lineage: Eukaryota; Metazoa; Chordata; Mammalia; Rodentia; Muridae. Bases 528 to 1664 code for a protein of 378 amino acids. Gene Ontology annotation, biological process: negative regulation of endopeptidase activity.